AUGAUUGACUCGACCUCACGGAUUAAUUCUUUGCGAUAUUUACCAAAGACUCGACAAUAUCUUAUAGAAACUCUAGGAGCAGUGGAAAUGAUGGGAUACAACAAACUUGCAGAUAAUACAAUGGUUAACAUGGUACCGUUUCUGACUGGUGAUUACUAUGAAAACCAACCAUGCUUAAAGAGUAAACAUGGAGUGGAUAAUUGUUCCUUUAUUUGGCAAAAUUAUUCACAGUCGGGAUAUUUAACCCAUUUGGGAGAAGAUUGGCCAUGGGCUGGAACUUUUCAUUUCUCUCUUAAAGGAUUUAAACGCCAACCAACUGAUUAUGAUGACAGACCAUUCCAUGUAGCAAAUGAGAAAGGUUCUAAGUGGAUGACGGACACAUGCUUUCAUGGUAAGUCGUCAUAUGAAAUACUUCAUCAGAGAAUAUAUGACUUGGCGUACAAUUUACGGAAUAAACAUUAUUUUUCACUCUCAACUCAUUCUAGAAUGACUCAUAACUAUCUAGAAGCUCUCAGAAAUGUAGAUAACAUGACAUUAAACACAUUCAAAAAACUAUAUGAGAAUAAUCUACUCAAUAAUACAUUCCUAGCAUUCUUUGGAGAUCAUGGCAUGAGGUUUGGGAAAGUAAGGAUGACAUUUAUUGGUCAAUUGGAAGAGAGGCUUCCCAUGAUGUUUAUAUAUGUCCCAGAAUGGUUCAAAACAAAAUACAGUGGCUUAUUUGAUAAUCUUAAAACAAACUCGAGACGGCUCACGACACACUUUGAUAUGUUUUCGACUUUGCAGCAUUUGUUAAACCUUAAUAACGAAAGAACACAUAGAUAUGGGAAGUCAUUAUUUCAUGAGAUACCACGUGAGAGGACAUGUGAGGAUGCCGGAGUUCGUCCGCACUGGUGCACGUGUAAUUAUCAUUUAUCAGCUAUGGAUAAUAGUACAACAAGAAACAAUUUAGCCUCCAUUUUCAUUCAACAUUUAAAUACAUUGCUGAAAAAUCACACACAUAAAUGUUCAAAAUUAACCUUAAAGUCAAUAAUAUCCUCCAUUAAACUACUGUCCCGCAAAAUAGAGUAUAUAGAACACAGAGUAGUUAUUGAAGCGAAACCAGGAGAUGGCAUUUUUGAAGCAACUCUUAGAUGUGACAGAAACUGCUCGACUUAUAAUGUUAUCGGUGAUGUCAGUCGAGUAAAUAAAUAUGGAACAAGCACAAACUGCGUGAAAGACAAUACGUUGCGCAAAAUAUGUCACUGUAUAAAUACCGCCCAGCGAUGA
This is a messenger RNA of Mytilus trossulus (common blue mussel), 1266 nucleotides long. RefSeq lists its product as uncharacterized. Bases 1 to 1266 code for a protein of 421 amino acids. NCBI's taxonomy places the organism in Eukaryota, Metazoa, Mollusca, Bivalvia, Mytilida, Mytilidae. The transcript has a single exon. The record is from RefSeq and is a predicted model, not a curated record.